AGGAAGUAGCUCCGGACCCACCUUCGGUCGUCGUUUUCUCCCCAUGUUCAGAUUUCAGUAGCUGACUCUUUUCCUUUACGGUAAAUUACUGUACAAAAUUCAGCUUUCUCUUCCCUUCCUCGGAAGCUUCAGAAGCUUCUUUCAACUUUACUCUUGUUAGAUCAGCGAUAAUAACUUCCACAUAUAUUUCCUUUUCAUUUUACGAAUUCUCCUGAAGUUCUGUAAUUAAAUUAGGAUUCUGUGCUGUUUAAGCAUCUUUAAUUGUGGGCUGUCCCCAAUUAACUAAAAAUCGUUUCUUUGUUCUGGGUUCUUACUUUCUAUUCAAAUUUUGGUUCCAAAAGUAUUUUUGAUUCCUGGGGAUCUUUAGCUUUUGGAAUCAGAAUGGUUUACCACGAAAUUCAUUCAUGGACUUUAGGUGGUCUUGUAAGAACUUUUCUUGACUUAGCUCUUGCUUAUUUCCUUCUUUGGGUAUCAACUUUUGCAUUUUUCUUCUCGAACUUCUUGAAUUUUUUCGGGUUUCUAUUGCCAUGUCCAUGUACUGGGUUUCUGGGCUAUCAAAAUAGCAAUUUGUGCUUAUGUAAGCUGCUUUUUGAAUGGCCAAUUAGAAAGAUCUACUCUGUUCUGAAUUUGGUGUGUGGAAGGUUUCCUUUUGACUUGGUUUGGUUCGGGGAUCAAGAGGGCAAUUUGAAUAUGAAGUCUUUAACAGAUGGGAGAAUUGAGAAUGGGGUUUUUGAAUUGGAGUACGGAGGGUGUUCUAAUUCCUCUUCAGGUUUAAGAUUGCAAAACUUGGUUGGUAAGGAAAGCGGGUAUGAUGCCAAGGGAAAGAAAAUUAUGAACCAGAAGCAAAAGUCUCGAAUUCAGCGACGAAGAAGAGCUUCUCUGGGAUGUGGGAAAUCCUCUUCUGCAUUAACUUAUGAUGGUAGUGAAAUUAGAAGCAAAACUAGUUCAAGUUUAGGUCCUGUGAGCGAAAUAGAAGAUUGGUUACCUGGUGAUGCUCAAACAGGCACUGAUGUGGGUGAGACAUCCUGGCAUGGUUUUCAACUUAGUGGAUCAUGUGGGGAGGAUGAUAAAGUGGAAAAGCAUUUAUCUUCUCAUAAAAGAUUCUCCAGUAACACUCAAGAGAAGGUGGAGGUUGCUGCUAAUGAAGCAGAUCGAAUCAGAUUGUUGGAAAAGGCUCUUCAAGAAGUAAAAGCUGCUCAUGGUGCAGUCUUUCUAGAGCUAGAGAAGGAAAGGGCUGCAGCUGCAACUGCUGCUGUUGAAGCCAUGGCGAUGAUUGUGCGUCUACAAGAGGAUAAGGCAUCAAUAGAAAUGGAAGCAAGGCAAUAUCAGAGGCUGAUAGAAGAAAAAUUUGCAUAUGAUGAAGAAGAGAUGAGCAUUUUGAAAGAGAUUCUUGUUAGGAAGGAAAAGGAAAAUCAUCUUUUGGAGAAAGAGGUUGAAGCCUACAGGCAGAUGAAUGUUUUAAGAGAUGAGGAUUCACCUCCAAUAAUGCUGCAGCAAAUAAGAAGUGGUGGAUCCUUUGACAAAAAGGAAGUGGAUAAAGAUGCAAGUUGGUCUUCAGAUCAUGAUGCUCCAUCUGCUUGGAAACAAAGCUAUAUUUCCCUUGUUGGAAAAGAAAUAGCAUCAAUGAAUCAUGAUGUAGAUUCUAAUUUGUUCACUUCACAAGGAUUAGCACGGAUUUGUGGGGCAAGUUCAGAUAGAUCUAUCUUCUCUCAUUCUGAAAACAGUAUGCCCGAGAAGCAUAUUGUUGUAGAAGGAAAAGGGGAUGCACAGGUUGAAAAUAGCAUGUUAUGCCAAAGAAAGUCUGUGAAGGCAGUCCAGGGUGGUGGCACUGAAAAAUGUCUAUUUAGUGUGGAAGGGUUGGAGGAAAUUGAGGAGCUCAGAGAUCAACCAUGCAGCAAGCUGCAAAGUUCUACAGUUGAUAUGGAACCAACUAUUUAUGAUGUUCAUGUAAUUGAUGAUCAAAUUGAACAUCAAAAGGAAGCGGACAUAAGAGAAAGUGGCCUGUUGAUUUCUGCUUCCAAUGAAAGAACCUUGCUUUCUAACUUGAGCGGGGAUUCUUCUUUCAUCGUCAGGAAUGAACGGUUAAGGAUUGACAUGGAAAUAGAAUGGCUAAGGGAAAAGCUCCAAAGAGUGCAAGAGCAAAGGGAGAAGUUGACUUUUUGUGCAGAUCAGAAGGAAAGGGUGAAUGCUCAAUUGAAACUUAUGGAGGAGAUAAUGAACAAACUUCAUGAGCUUCAGCUGCAAAGGGAACCUGUUCGACAGGUUUCUUUACCUCUGUCAUCAUCUUCUAAGGCAAGCUCAAAUAAAAGACGCUGCAGAAGCAUGUCUGACGAAGCCCAUGACAGCGCCUAAGUCAUGUACAGUCAGUAUCAUCAGGUUUGCACCCUUAUUUCCUAUAGCUUAUAAAUUUGUUGGUAAAUUUUGUAGGCUCCAGCAGAGCUAGUUGCCUGUAAUUAUCUUGUUGUUGGAAGUUUGUUCUCUGUUUUAAUAUUUUAAGUAACUUUUGAUUAAAAGGUAGCUUCAAUAAAAGCUGUUUCCAGGCAUUGCCCCCUCCAGAGUACAUACCAUCAUUUGUUCUCGUGUGUGCAAGGAAAAUUGUUCUUAGAGCCUGCAAUCGAAUACAAUACUGAUUUCCAU
Molecule: messenger RNA, 2637 nt
Organism: Rubroshorea leprosula
Lineage: Eukaryota; Viridiplantae; Streptophyta; Magnoliopsida; Malvales; Dipterocarpaceae
Source: the annotation of a GenBank genome assembly